GUACAAGUUGUUUCUUAUAGACCCACCCCUGAGCAUUUUAGCACCUACAAUUCAUGAGGCUCCCAUUGUUUGAAAGAGACAGAAAAGAUGGAUGACAUAGAUGCCAUGUUCAGUCACCUGCUUGGAGAGAUGGAUCAUCUCUCUCAGAGUUUAAUGCCUGCAGCGGACACCGCAGAAGUGGACCCUGACUCGCAGGCAGAGAGAACCUUCUCCAUUGGUUUCACAGACCUAAAUGAGUCUCUUAAUGAACUAGAGGACAACGACCUGGAUGCUCUAGUGGCUGACCUUGGAUCAAAAUCAACCCCCUCAGAAGAGAGACUCCUCACAGAUCAACAGACCAGCAGCCGUACAGAAAAUCAAAUAGCAGCGUCAGCCUUGCCUCAGGAACCUAAGCCAGCAGCUUCUAUUCCUCCACAAUUGAACUCUGCUGAAUCCUCUGUAGGGCUGCAGAUGAGCGAACCCCAGACAAAGGCAGACAAAAUCAAACUGGCUCUGGAGAAGCUGAGAGAAGCCAAAGUGAGGAAGUUGAUCGUGAAGGUGCUGAUGAGUGACGGCAGCGGCAAGACACUGAUGGUGGAUGAGAGACAGACGGUCCGAGAGGUUUUGGACCAGCUUUUCGAGAAGACACACUGUGACUGCAGCAUCGACUGGAGCCUGUGUGAGACCAACCCUGAGCUGCAGAUUGAAAGAGGCUUUGAGGACCACGAACACUUAGUGGAGCCUCUGUCUGCGUGGACUCGCCUCAGUGAAAACAAAAUCUAUUUUGUGUCGAGACCUCAGAAGUAUGUGAUGUUUACAGAGCCUCAAGUAUUUUACAUGUGGAAAAAGAAGAAAGAAUGUUUGAGUGGGAUUAACGAGCAAGCCAAACAGAUCUUACUCAAGGAGCAUUUCGGAGGUUCCACUUUGAUUGUUCCUGAUCUUCAGGGCAUGCUGUACCUAAAGGAAGAUGGGAAAAAACUUUGGAAACCUCGCUACUUUGUGCUCAGAGCCUCGGGCAUCUACUAUGUACCUAAGGGAAAGACAAAGUCCUCCAGUGAUCUCGCCUGCUUUGUUCGCUUUGAAAAAGUCAACAUCUACACCACCAACAACUUCAAACAGAAAUACAGAGCUCCCUCUGACUUCUGCUUCAUGCUAAAGCAUCCCCGCAUCCAGAAAGAGUCGCACUACAUCAAGUUCCUGUGCUGCGACGAUGAGCACACACUGUUGCUCUGGGUCAACUCCAUCAGAAUAGCCAAGUAUGGGACUGUCCUGUAUGAGAACUACCAGGCCGCAAUAAAGAGAACCUCCAGUUUACAAACUCUCCACUUUGAUGCACACAAAGGCAAAUAUAACAGUCACGCCCCUCAGAUCAGGCCACAGCCGAGUCCAGCUCCACCCAAAACCACAAAUGUUGAAGACUAUCCACAUGAGCCACCACCUGACUUCAUCCCUCCUCCUCCUCCUGGACACACACACGUUUGAGACACAUCUUCGCAUCCUUCAGCUAGCCUGAAUUGAGCCAAUUUAGCACGCACACCAAUUUUGCACACACAUCAAACCUGGAGCCAAUAAUAUGUUUCAGUAAUGUACACACGUAGUAGUAAAGUAUAAACAAGUAGUGUUGCAUGCC
Messenger RNA from Perca flavescens (yellow perch), 1609 nucleotides. RefSeq names its product amyloid beta A4 precursor protein-binding family B member 1-interacting protein-like. The transcript is spliced from 13 exons. The coding region runs from base 88 to 1461 and encodes 457 amino acids. NCBI's taxonomy places the organism in Eukaryota, Metazoa, Chordata, Actinopteri, Perciformes, Percidae. Gene Ontology annotation, biological process: signal transduction. The record is from RefSeq and is a predicted model, not a curated record. Gene Ontology annotation, cellular component: plasma membrane; cytosol.